GUUAGUUCACUUGGGAAUGGAGGUGGACUGGGCUGCAGUGAUGUCUCUGUACUGAUGAGCUGAGCUGCCUUGAAUCGGUUUUGUGGUUUAGGUUCACACAAUGACUGAGAGACUUGUAAUCCUCCUGGCGCCACUCUGGAUCAGUGGAUGUGUCACUGUUGUCAAUGGAGAACCGGGGGCAGGAAGGAUCCUGUGGAAGAACAGAUCAACACUGAAUUAUAUGAAUGAAAGCGAACUUUUUCUCUAUGACACUUUCCCCCAGAGCUUCAUGUGGGGCGUGGGGAGUUCUGCCUUUGCUAUUGAAGGGGGUUGGGAAAAGGAUGGGAAAGGAGCUUCUGUCUGGGAUGAUUUGACGCACAGAGAAUCCUCCAGGUUUGACAACACAACUGCAGACACUGCCAGUGACAGCUACACUUUCCUACAUAAAGAUCUGGCUGCUCUGGAACACCUGGGAGUCAACUCCUACCUCUUCUCCAUCUCGUGGCCCAGGCUGUUCCCAAAGGGAAAGGUAGAAGAUGUCAAUUUGAAAGGUCUCCAGUACUACAACAGGCUCAUUAACUCCUUGAUCCAGAGGCAAAUCGAGCCCAUAGUCACUCUCUACCAUUGGGACCUGCCUUCAAUACUGCAGCAGGAGUAUGGAGGCUGGUUGAGUGAGGCUGUGGUUGAUAUAUUUAAUGAAUACGCUAGAUUUUGUUUCCAGAGUUUCGGGGAUCGUGUUAGAUUCUGGAUUACAAUCUACAAUCCUCAUCUGAUCGCCUGGAAUGGUUAUGAAACAGGCCGGCACCCCCCUGGGGAGAGUGGGAAUCGUGCUGCAAUGUACACAGUGGGACACAACCUGAUUCAGGCACAUGCUAAGGCAUGGCACACCUAUGACACUCAUUUUCGCAAAUCACAAAAAGGGUUUGUAUCCUUGGUGCUGGGAUCCCAUUGGAUCGAGCCAAAGACAGCAAGUGUCAGCUAUGAACAUUUCCAGACUUUGAUGGACCAGGUGCUGGGAUGGUUUGCCAAACCAAUCUUUGUGGAUGGUGAUUACCCUGACAGUUUCAAGAAUGAAAUCAACUCUCCUACUUUCACUGAAAAAGAAAGGAACUACAUCAAAGGAACAGCGGACUUCUUUGCAUUCUCUUUUGGGCCAGAUAAUUUCCGAUCUCUGAACCACCUGGUCAGCCUAAGACAUCAUGCAUCUCUCCACCUUGGUCGGGUCCUGAAUUGGAUAAAGUUAGAAUACAAUGACCCCAGGAUUCUCAUUGCUGAGAAUGGCUGGUUUUCCAACAGCCAUGUUAAAACAGAAGACACCACUGCUCUAUACCUUAUGAAAAAAUUUGUAAAUGAAGUGUUACGAGCUAUCCGCUUCAAUGAAGUGAAUGUAUUUGGUUACACUGCCUGGUCGCUGCUGGAUGGUUUUGAAUGGCAGUACGGCUACAAGAUUGCGAGGGGGUUGUUUUAUGUGGACUUUAGCAGUAAAGAGAAGUCCAGGAUCCCCAAAUCCUCCGCUUUAUUCUACAAACAGAUUAUAGAACAAAAUGGUUUUCCGCUAACUGAGAUCACCCAGCAUGUGCAUGGAACAUUUCCCUGUAACUUCUCAUGGGGAAUUGCAGACACAGUGCUGCAGGUAGAAAUGUUGCCCAGCUCCCCUCAAUUCAUUGAUCACAACCUUUACAUGUGGAACGUGACAGGAAAUGGGGCUUUACACAAAAUCAAAGGAACGAUGAUCAAGCCUCGUCCAUCUCAGUGCACUGACUUCAGCAGUCUGAAGCAACAUGUGGCAUUGGUGAGGAAACUGAAAGUGAGUCACUACAGCUUUGCCCUUAAGUGGUCCCAGAUAUUACCACAUGGAGAUCUGUCUACUGUCAACAGAGACGUUUUGAGGUAUUACAGAUGUGUUGUUAGUGAACUAUUAAAACUGAACAUCGUCUCUACCAUUAUUUUGUAUCAUCCAACGUAUCAAGACAUUGAUUUGCCUGGGCCAUUGCUGAGAAAUGGAGGGUGGCUCAACAGAUCUACCGCCCUCGCUUUCAAUGAUUACGGAAACUUGUGUUUCCAGGAAUUUGGUAACUUGGUCAAAUUCUGGAUCACUAUGAAUGAACCCAACAUAAAUAUUCAGAGGAGCCUCGAUGCCUAUAGGGCAGCACACAACAUGAUCAUUGCACAUGCACUGACUUGGCAUAAAUAUAACAAAGAGUAUAGGCACCAGUAUCAUGGUCUUGUGUCCCUGGCAUUACGUGCUGACUGGGCAGAAGCAGCAAAUCCCUACUUUGGGACUCACAUAACUGCUGCUGAGAGGUUCCUCCAAUUCCAAAUAGCUUGGUUUGCGGACCCCAUUUUCAAGACAGGCAACUAUCCAGUUGUAAUGAGAGAAUAUAUCCUCCACAAAUAUAAGGAACAUCUCUCGAGCUCUUCCUUGCCACACUUCACGGACGAAGAAAAGCAGAUGAUUAAAGGAACUGCUGACUUUUUUGCCAUCAAUCAUUUUACCACAAGGCUCAUCUUACACAAACCUAAAAAUGGAAGCAAGUAUCAAACAGACCAUGACGGAAGUUUGCUAAGAGACGCGACACUACUGAGAUUCCACUCCCCCUCCCAUUCCUCCUUCCCCUUCCUCUCCCACCCUGAGAUGACAAUUGCACCCUGGGGAAUACGUAAAGUGCUGAACUGGAUCAAAUCGAACUACGGGAAUGUGGACAUUUACAUCACGGCAAAUGGGGUGUCCGACAAAUCUACCCUGAAGGAUGAACUCCGAAUCUAUUACCACAAAAAUUAUAUCAAUGAAGUUUUGAAAGCACAACUAUUCGACCAAGUCAAUGUCAAGGGCUACUACGCUUGGAAAUUAAAGGAUACAGAGAUACAUGUGCCCUUGGUUGGAUUCUUCAUUGUUGCUAACUCUGGAUUGAAACCCAAGACCUCAGUGGAGUUUUACAACAAACUUAUCAGAAACAAUGGCUUUCCUUCGGGAGAUGCAGACAACCAAUGUUCCACAGACAGACAGAUACAUUGUGAAUGGUGCAUUCUUAUCUUAAAGAAAAAACCUUUGAUGUUCUUUGGAGUCUGUAUCCUUUUCACCGCAGUAAUGUUCGCUGCAAUCAUCAUCAUUCACAAAAGAAAGCGAAGAAAAGCCUUUUGCUAAAUUAGUCACCGUAACAGCAAAGUCCAACUGCAGAAAGGGACUUCUUCCCCCGGGGACUAGUUGCUGCAGCACCAUCAUGCAGAACGUUGUGCUUUCAGCUGUAAAACUACCUCUUUUCACAAUUAGAUUUCCAGCAUGAAGUGUUAGAAAAAAGAGGGGAAAUGUGGUUUUGCUGCAGCUUGAUGCGUAUAUUAAAGAUAAAAUGAAGGGCUGACAGAUUCAACAAAUGCACUCCAGUUGUGGGAUGUUGCUGGAUUCUGAACUGUUUACUGGGAUAAAUGCAUUUAAGAAGUUCCCAACAGAGCAUCUUACCUGUGUACUGGUGGAUUACGUUUAAUAUUUUAUUGCUUUUUUUCCUCUGUUCUGUACAUUCCUGUCACCACAAGCACCC
Callorhinchus milii (elephant shark) is the source of this 3515-nucleotide messenger RNA. RefSeq names its product beta-klotho. The transcript is spliced from 5 exons. Gene Ontology annotation, biological process: fibroblast growth factor receptor signaling pathway; carbohydrate metabolic process. Bases 101 to 3124 code for a protein of 1007 amino acids. The record is from RefSeq and is a predicted model, not a curated record. Gene Ontology annotation, molecular function: hydrolase activity, hydrolyzing O-glycosyl compounds; fibroblast growth factor binding; fibroblast growth factor receptor binding. NCBI's taxonomy places the organism in Eukaryota, Metazoa, Chordata, Chondrichthyes, Chimaeriformes, Callorhinchidae.